This is a messenger RNA of Protopterus annectens (West African lungfish), 4331 nucleotides long. It is a transcript of the gene RB1, whose product is annotated as RB transcriptional corepressor 1. Gene Ontology annotation, cellular component: chromatin; nucleus; Rb-E2F complex. Gene Ontology annotation, biological process: regulation of transcription by RNA polymerase II; negative regulation of G1/S transition of mitotic cell cycle; cell differentiation. Lineage: Eukaryota; Metazoa; Chordata; Ceratodontiformes; Protopteridae. The record is from RefSeq and is a predicted model, not a curated record. Gene Ontology annotation, molecular function: RNA polymerase II transcription regulatory region sequence-specific DNA binding. Bases 376 to 3084 code for a protein of 902 amino acids. The transcript is spliced from 27 exons.
ACUAGCAGAGCUAAGAUAAUGCUGGGGUUUAUCUUCAGAGGGAUAGUGUCCAGAAGCAAUGCUGUCACUCCGCAAGCCCACAUAGGCCCAGUCAGCGUGACUGUGCAGUUCUGAAGGGUUUACAAGGAGAGGAACAUCAGACUAUCAGGCUGCUUCACGGGGCCCAGAUGAAGACUACCAGGACAAUGAAAAACGGAGAGGGAAGGAUAUGAUUGGAGGCUAGAAAACACGGAAUACUUCUGAAUAACGACCAGGACAGACCUAGAUCAUGAAGGGAGUUUUCUUAACAAGAACACAGGAAAAAAGAAUGACAACAAAUGCUACCUACUCCCUAGAUCUUGAAAAGUAAUUUGUUACAGAGGGGAUUGCAACCUAAUGGAAUGGGGUGUGGAAAGUGCUUACACUGCAGAUGUGGAAUUUGAUAACCUGUGUCAGAAACUUGGUGUUUGUGGUAAUGUGAAAGAUGAAGCACUGAAACUGUGGGACUCUGUGUCACAAGCCCCCACUACUAUACCAGAAUCUGAAAUACGAAGUAAAUUUUGUGGAGUCUGCAUUUUUGUUGCAGCAACAGAACUGGAUGCAAGGACAUUCACAUUUUCAGAUUUUCAAAAAUGUGUAGAUGUCAGUGUGAGCUUAUUUAAUGACCUCCUGACAAUGAUGGACAUGACUAUCAUCACCAUUAGCACUAAAGUUAAUAACGUUGUGACAAGACUGUUGAAGAAAUAUGACUUGCUGCUUGCACUAUAUAACAAUUUUAAAAGAACCAGUGAAAAAAUAUUUAUGGAUUCCUCACUUGAACAGAUGCGUUCUGAACAAGAUGCUUCCUUAUUUAUUAGAGGGACAUGGAUCACCUUUUUACUUGUAAAAGGAAAAGUACUGCAGAUGGAAGAUGACCUGGUGAUCUCCCUUCAGUUACUGAUUUGUGUACUAGAGCACUUUAUCAAACUCACACCCCCUGUCCUACUGAAUGAACCAUACAAAACUGUUGUAAUAGAAUUAACAACAUCUGUGAGUCACCGAACGUCAAGGCGUAGUCAAAACAGAAAUGCUCGCAUAUCCAAGGCAACAGAAACUGAUACCAGAGUCUUGGAAACCCUUUGUAAAGAAAAUGAAUGUAACCUAGAAGAGGUUAUAAACAUUAAUUCAACUAGUGUUCUUCCCAUCCUGGACUCGUUGGGCAUUUUAACAUCUCUUGAAGAUUCAAAGGGGGAAGAUCUUUCCAAACAGUAUGAAGAACUUUAUCUAAAAACCAAAGAUUUUGAUGCAAGAUUGUUUUUGGAUAAUGACAAAACAGUACUGCCUGUUAAAAUGGAAUGGUCCGAGUUAGAAAGAACUCCAAGAAAAAGCAAUUCCCAAGAAAAAAAUGUCCUUAUUCCUCCACAGACACCUGUAAGGGCUGCCAUGGAUGUUAUUCAGCAAUUAAAGAUGACACUACAUUCUGCAAGUGACCGACCUUCAGAAGCUCUAAUCUCUUAUUUUAAUAACUGCACUGUGAAUCCAACGGAAGACAUUAUUAAAAGAGUGGAAUAUCUUGGGAAUGUCUUUAAGGAGAAGUUUGCAGAAGCACUAGGCAUGGAAUGUGCUGAAAUUGGAUAUCAGAGGUUCAACCUUGCAAAACGGCUGUACUUCCGAGUCAUGGAAUCCAUGCUAAAAUCUGAGGAGAAGCGCCUGUCAGUACAGAAUUUUAGUAAACUACUGAACAUUGAUACUUUCCAUACAUCACUGCUGGGUUGUUCUGUUGAGGUUGUUAUGGCAACAUAUGGCUCUUCAGGAUCAAUUCUACAAACUGGUACCACUCAUGCUGAAACAAAUCUAUCUUUCCCAUGGAUUCUGCAUAUUUUUAAACUGAAAGCUUUUGACUUCUACAAGGUGAUUGAAAGUUUUAUCAAAGUGGAGCCUUGCCUGACUCGAGAAAUGGUGAAGCACCUAGAAGGAUGUGAACAUCGAAUUAUGGAGUCCCUUGCCUGGCAGACUGAUUCACCUAUUUUUGAGCUGAUAAAACAGUCACGGGAACAAGAAGGGCAGACAGAGCAACCUGAGCCAACUAGCAGCUUUAGCCUACCACUCCAGCACAGCCACACUGCUGCAGACUUGUACCUUUCACCUGUAAGGUCUCCAAGGAAACAGGGUCCAGUCGCUGUACGUGUGAAUUCCACACCUUGUGCAGAAAACCAAGCUGUAGCUACAGUUCAGGCAUUGCAUCCUCCAAAGCAGCAGAAAUCUACCUCACUAUCACUAUUUUUCAAGAAAGUAUACCGACUGGCAUAUCUUCGACUAAAUGCACUGUGCUCACUACUGCUUCCUGGAAAUACAGAACUAGAACAAGUAAUCUGGACAUUAUUUCAGUACACCUUGCAAAAUGAAUAUGAACUCAUGAAAGACAGGCAUCUUGACCAGAUCAUGAUGUGUGCCAUGUAUGGCAUUUGCAAGGUGAAGAAUAUAGACCUCCGAUUUAAAACCAUUGUUACUUUUUACAAGGAUUUACCAAAUACAAGUCAAGAGACAUUCAAACAUGUUCUCAUUAGAGAUGGAAAGUAUGACUCCAUCAUUGUCUUCUAUAAUCAAGUGUUCAUGCAGAAGUUGAAAACUAACAUUCUUCAGUACGCCUCUCCUAGGCCACCAACACUGUCACCAAUCCCCCACAUACCUCAAAGUCCUUACAAGUUCCCAAGUUCUCCUAUGCGUGUCCCUGGUGGGAACAAUAUAUACAUUUCACCAAUGAGGAGUCCUUACAAACCUUCUGAAGGCCCUUUGUCACCCACCAAAAUGACGCCUCGAUCGAAAAUUUUGGUGUCAAUUGGUGAAACAUUUGGGGCACCUGAGAAGUUUCUGAAAAUCAACCAGAUGGUGAGCAGUAGUGAGCGCUUGUUGAAGCGAGGUGGUGAAACAAGUAACCCACCCAAGCCACUGAAAAGGUUGCGUUUUGACAUGGAUGGGCAGGAUGAGGCAGAUGGAAGCAAACCCAUCCCUGGUGAUUUAAAAUUUAUGCACCAUAAACUCGUUGAAAUGACCUCAUUGAGAACACGGAUGCAAGAACAGAAGCAGAAAGAUGGGUCUGGUACCCCAGUGAAGGAAGAGAACUGAUGUAAAUUGCUCAGGAUGUUUCCCUGCACUGCAUGUUUUUUUUCUCUACUGUAGUUUUAUUGUCGGUCCAUUUUAUUGUAAACUAUGUUUCAUGCAUUCUACUGCUUUUAAAAUAUUUUGGACUUACCUUAAGCUGUAAUCGGUACAGAGAUGCAUGCAUUUUUUUAUUAAUAUACUUUGUGGACCAUUUUAAAUCUGCGUAUCAGAGAAAGAGACCUUCAUUUUUUAGUAAAUUACUGUGGUGUCUGUCAGUAACACCGCUGUAAAGUAAUUGCUUAAAAUAAAGCAAAAAUAUUUGUUAAAGUUUAAGUGCCAUAAGAAUAGAUCCUACCAUUUCAGAUGCACUAUUUUUAAGUUGUCAAAACUGAAUGCACUAUUUGCUUACGGAUGCAAAUUUUAAUAUUGUGUAAUGCACAGUAAAAAAGCAGGGUGCAGGUAUUGGUUAGGUAUUGUAACCAUACUACUGAACAAAUGGUUUAUACCUCAUUUAUAUGUAGCAUAAAAUGCUCACUCAGUAAAUCUGAUAUGUGGUGUAUGUGACUUCUGAGCAUAGUUAUGUUAUCUUUUAGUCAAGGCUGACUGUAAUGUAUUCAGAGGCUCUCAGUACUGGCCAGUCAUUUGUUGAACAGUGUAUCUUGUGCCUUUAGUAAUGUGUAUUAAAAUAUGUAGUACUGGCUUAUACAUAUGUGAAUAUGCAAAGUAGACUGGUAGCGUGCAGUGUUGGUUUGAAGUUUUUAUUACAUUUGGAAUUCAGUUGUAUCUAUAGUAUGUUUAUAAAUUGCUACUUAUUUCAUAUGAAAAAAGAAAGAAACUAAAUGCAGUACUAUUUCCAUAUCUAAAACAUGUUUUUUGUUUCUUUUUUUAAUUGUCUCACAAAAUAUUCCUUUAAAUCCUUUUACUGCCCACUUGUAGAAUAUUGGAUGAAUGCCACUUCAUUGUAGUUUAAGCUAAAUUAGCAGUUUUCUCAGCACCCCCUGCUCAGUAUAUACACUAGUGCUUAACUGUAGCAUGCAAGUUUCAUUUUUAUUUCUCUAUGUCCUUUCAAAUUUUACCACCAUGCUCAAACCUCUAACAACUUUUAAGACUACAUUUACAAAGAAAUGGCGAUGUACUGCCCAGUAGUAGAGUGCUGUCAUGCACUGCAACAUAUUUUUUUUUCAUUGUUGAAUAAGAAAAUCUCUUGCAUCUUUUUGCUGUAAUAGAGUGUCUUAAUACAUUUACUUAAAUAAAAUCCCAUUCAGAGUGUA